GUGGGGCACUAAGUGCAACUAGUUGCUGCGGCUGCGGAGCUGUAUUCAUCAUGGAGCUGGCGCCGCGGAGCUUACCUGUCUCGCUGUGGCUGCGGCGGCUGCUGCUGCUGCCGCUGCUGUUGGGCCUUAGCACCGGAGCUGUCAUCGACUGGCCCACAGAAGAGGGCAAGGAAGUAUGGGAUUAUGUGACUGUCCGAAAGGACGCUCACAUGUUCUGGUGGCUCUAUUACACUACCAACCCUUGCAAGAACUUCUCAGAGCUGCCCCUGGUCAUGUGGCUUCAGGGUGGUCCAGGCGGCUCCAGCACCGGAUUUGGAAACUUUGAGGAAAUUGGGCCCCUCGACUGUGAUCUCAAACCACGAAAAACCACCUGGCUCCAGGCUGCCAGCCUCCUCUUUGUGGAUAAUCCUGUGGGCACUGGCUUCAGUUAUGUGAACAAGAGUGAUGCGUAUGCAAAGGACCUUGCCACCGUGGCUUCUGACAUGAUGGUCCUCCUGAAGACCUUCUUCAGUUGCCACAAAGAAUUCCAGACGGUUCCAUUCUACAUUUUCUCAGAGUCCUAUGGAGGAAAAAUGGCGGCUGGCAUUGGUCUAGAGCUUUAUAAGGCUGUUCAGCAAGGGACCAUCAAGUGCAACUUUUCUGGGGUUGUUUUGGGUGAUUCCUGGAUCUCCCCUGUUGAUUCAGUGCUGUCGUGGGGACCUUACCUGUACAGCAUGUCUCUUCUGGAAGACAAAGGUCUGGCCGAGGUAUCCGAUGUUGCUGAGCAAGUCCUGGAUGCUGUAAAUAGAGGGCACUACACGGAGGCCACCGAGCUGUGGGGGAAAGCAGAAACGGUCAUUGAAAAGAAUGCAGAUGGGGUGAACUUCUAUAACAUCCUAACUAAAAGUGAUCCCACGUCGACCAUGGAGUCAAGCCUAGAGUUCACACAGAGUCACUUAGUUCGUCUUUUUCAUCGCCAUGUGAGACACCUACAACGAGAUACCUUAAAUCAGCUUAUGAAUGGCCCCAUCAGAAAGAAGCUCAAAAUUAUUCCUGAUGAUAUCUCCUGGGGAGCCCAGUCUUCUAAUGUCUUCCUAAACAUGGAGGGGGACUUCAUGAAGCCGGUCAUCAGCAUUGUGGAUGAGUUGCUGGAAGCUGGGGUCAAUGUGACUGUGUAUAAUGGACAACUCGAUCUCAUCGUGGACACCAUGGGUCAGGAGGCAUGGGUACGGAAGCUGCAGUGGCCAGAAUUGCCCAAAUUCAAUCAGUUGAAAUGGAAGGCCCUGUACAGUAAUCCUGAAUCCUCUGAAACAUCUGCUUUUGUCAAGUCCUACAAGAACUUGGCUUUCUACUGGAUUCUACGAGCUGGUCACAUGGUUCCUUCUGACCAAGGGGACAUGGCUCUGAAGAUGAUGAGGCUGGUGACCCAGCAGGAGUAGGACGUACCGGACUGAGAUGAGCUGGCUUGGCUUGGAGGUGCAGGAGCGGAACCGGGACCAGGAAACCGGAGGAAGCUCUGCCUCUCCUCCCCGGGUAACUCGGGCUGGGAUUAGGAAGGCCCCACCAGCUGCCGUGGACCAUAAAAUCACCGUCUCUGUGGCAGCUUGAAAAUCAUUUCUGCUUCUUAAGAAAACUUAGUUUUAUUUUUAAUGGAUUUGUUUUUAUCAAAAUGAAGGAUUGUCUUGGAUUGACUUUUUCUGAUUAUAACAACAAAUGAUGUGAUUCAUGGAAAAAAAAAAAAAAAGGUAGGAAAUACAGUGAAGCAAAGAACAAAAUAAAGACUUGUAUCCUCCCUUCCCAGGGGUAAACACGGUUACCAAUUCAGUAUCUAGCCUCACAGGUGUUUUUGUCUGUUAUAUAUAUAUACACACACACACAUACAUUUAUAUUUUUUACAAAAAUGAAAUCAUUGCUGUAUGUUAUUUUACCAUAUCAAUGUGUUCAGAUAUCAACAUGUCCUGAACGCCUUUUAAUGUCAAUAAAUUCUUCUGUAAUCUUUUUAAUGGA
Messenger RNA from Sciurus carolinensis (gray squirrel), 1986 nucleotides. It is a transcript of the gene Scpep1, whose product is annotated as serine carboxypeptidase 1. The record is from RefSeq and is a predicted model, not a curated record. Gene Ontology annotation, molecular function: serine-type carboxypeptidase activity. The coding region runs from base 51 to 1418 and encodes 455 amino acids. Lineage: Eukaryota; Metazoa; Chordata; Mammalia; Rodentia; Sciuridae. The transcript is spliced from 13 exons. Gene Ontology annotation, biological process: proteolysis.